ACCACAAGUUGUACUUUGUUAUAUCCCUUGAGAGAGAAAGUAAUACAAACACAGAAAACUCCGUCGAGAAUGGAAAACUCCGGCGAGAAAUUCGACAUAAUCGUGGUCGGAGCCGGAGUAAUGGGUAGCGCCACCGCAUACGCAGCAUCUAAACGUGGCUUAAAGGUACUCCUUUUAGAACAAUUUGAUUUACUCCACUUCCGCGGUUCAUCUCACGGCGAAUCUAGAACCAUACGAGCUUCCUACCCAGAAAACUACUAUCCUCCGAUGGUAAUCGAAGCUGCAAAACUAUGGGAAGAAGCUGAAUUAGAAGCUGGUUAUAAUGUCUAUUUCAAGACAUCUCAUUUGGAUUUUGGUCCUUCUGAUAACCCUAGUCUUCUUCAUGUGAUAUCUAGCUGCGAAAUCAAUAAAAUUGAUCAUCGGAUCUUGGAUGCACACCAGGUGUUUGAUGAAAUGUCGGGAAGAAUUAAGAUUCCUGAUGAUUGGAUUGGGGUUGCUACUGAACUUGGUGGGAUAAUUAAACCGACUAAAGCUGUUUCUAUGUUUCAAUCAUUGGCUAUGAAACAUGGAGCUGUUAUCAGAGACAGGAUUGAGGUAAAAGGUAUAGAACCAAUUGAUGAACAAGAAGGUGGUGGAAUCUUAAUCUCCACCACCUGCGGAAACCAAUUCCGAUCAUCGAAAUGCGCCAUAACAGCAGGAGCAUGGAUGAAGAAUCUGGUGAAGAAAGUGACAGGAAAACACCUCCCAAUCCAACCAGUAGAAACAUCAGUAUUCUACUGGCGAAUCAAACAAGGUCACGAAUCAGAUUUCACAAUCUCCCCCGGAAAAUUCCCAACAUUCGCAAGUUAUGGCAAUCCCUACAUAUAUGGAACACCUUCACUAGAAUUCCCAGGUUUAAUCAAGAUACCAAUCCACGGAGGUCUUGAAUGUAAUCCUGACGAGAGGAAAUGGAAGGCGGCGAAGGAGGUAAUAAUUGAGGAGAUUCGAGAAUGGAUUCGUGGUCGAUUUGGUGAUUUAGUUGAUGCUGAUGGUGGACCGGUGAUUACUCAAUCGUGUUUGUAUUCAAUGACUCCGGAUGAAGAUUAUGUGAUUGAUUUUCUUGGUGGGGAGUUUGGGAAGAAUUUGGUGGUGGCUGGAGGGUUUUCUGGACAUGGUUUUAAGAUGUCGCCGGUUAUUGGGAAGAUUGUGGUGGAGAUGUUGUUGGAUGGGGAAGUUGGAGGAGGAGUUGAUAUGAAGUAUUUUAAGAUUGAGAGGUUUGAUGGUGGGUUGAAUGGAAAUGCUAAAAGUUUUGCUGAUCAAGUUUGCUUUUCUUCUUCUUGAAUGAUUGAUUGGAGAUGAUGAAGUUUUUGGGUUCUUGGUUAAGUUGUGGGUUUUAUUGAUUCUAGUUUGCUUGUUGUUUAGAACUUUAAAUUGGUUUAAAUUAAAUAAAUGGUAAGUUCUUAUUUGGAGUUUGAACUUGGUAGUUUUUAAUAAAUGAGAGUUACUUUGAAUGGU
Molecule: messenger RNA, 1494 nt
Organism: Impatiens glandulifera
Lineage: Eukaryota; Viridiplantae; Streptophyta; Magnoliopsida; Ericales; Balsaminaceae
Product: probable sarcosine oxidase
Exons: 2
Coding region: 70-1320 (416 amino acids)
Molecular function (GO): sarcosine oxidase activity; flavin adenine dinucleotide binding
Source: RefSeq, a predicted model, not a curated record